AUGACGACGUUCGUGCACUGUUUCCUUUUUGAAGAUUCUGCAAGGCUCUACGAUGUAGUCAAGGCAGGCAGCAUCAUCAGGUCAGGUCAGAUAUUCAGAUGGCAGGUGCACCACAAAUGGAACCAGGAUACGUACCGCGACCGACCUGGCUCGGCAGCUGCACUGUUCCGCUCCCAGCAAAAUCAGGACCGUCCUCUUGCUCGAUCGGACGUGCCAGCCACCGCUCACCGUCACCGGGGAAGAGAGAGAGAGAGAGGAGAAGCAGCCAUGCGGUGCUGCUACGUGGGGAAGGCCACCAAGAUCUUCUUCGCCGUCGUGGCCGCGCUCGCCGUCGUCGGCCUCGUCGCCGCCUUCGCCACCGUCGUCCACCGCGCCAACGCCCGCCGCUCCGACUCCGGCCCCGGCCCCGCCUGCGCCGCCCGCCCCGGCGGCUGCCGCCCGGUCCCGCCCGAGCCCGUCGGCGAGCAGCCGUCACUGCCCUCCACCGCCGCCACCGCCACCCCCCCGCCGCCGCAGCAAUAUCCCACCUUUCCUGCCCCGGAGACCGCCUUCCCGCAGCCGCUGGCGCCCCCUCUGCAGCCGCCGCCGGCACCAAUUGCGUCACCCUCGCCGGCCACAUUCCCGUCACCGCCGCCCCCGGACGCGCUGGUGCCGCCGCCGGCAGCAAUCGCGCCACCCUCACCGGAAUUCGCGUCACAGCCGCCUCCGGUCGCGCUGGUGCCGCCGCCGGCAUUCGCGUCACAGCCGCCUCCGGUCGAGCUGGUGCCGCCGCCGCCGGUGGUGCUGUCUGCUCCGCCACCGGCGGCCCCGGCGGCGCCGAGCCCGUCGGCGUCUUGA
Lolium rigidum is the source of this 837-nucleotide messenger RNA. RefSeq names its product vegetative cell wall protein gp1-like. The record is from RefSeq and is a predicted model, not a curated record. The transcript is spliced from 3 exons. Lineage: Eukaryota; Viridiplantae; Streptophyta; Magnoliopsida; Poales; Poaceae. The coding region runs from base 1 to 837 and encodes 278 amino acids.